This is a messenger RNA of Rhododendron vialii, 2581 nucleotides long. RefSeq lists its product as uncharacterized. Gene Ontology annotation, molecular function: zinc ion binding. The record is from RefSeq and is a predicted model, not a curated record. The coding region runs from base 65 to 2434 and encodes 789 amino acids. The transcript is spliced from 4 exons. NCBI's taxonomy places the organism in Eukaryota, Viridiplantae, Streptophyta, Magnoliopsida, Ericales, Ericaceae.
AUCGAGGAGUAGAUCGAAGGUGAUUGUAACAGUGAUCGAACAGAAUAUUUUACAGUCGUAAGCAAUGGGUGUGAUUUCUGAGAAUUCAGUCAUCUUGAUGUGUAAAUGCGGUUUGCGUACUAUUCCAAUAAAGUGUUGCCGGUCUUUCACGUCGUACAUGGAUUUGGUCGACAAAUUGUGCUUCAAGUUCAGUGGGUUGAGAUUCGAUUCAGUGAGGCUUUUUUAUAAUCUACGGGAUUAUGAUGGCUGUGUUUUGGAGAAUGAUGAUGAUUUGGAGGUAAUGUUUUCUUUAGCUGGUUGUUAUGGUGUUGAAGUAAUUGACGUUACAGUUGUAAAUUCUGGUGGCAGUAAUGGUUGUUUUGGGAGUGAUGUUAUGGCUAUUGGAGUUGAUUGUUGUGAGACUAGUUGUUUGACUACUGAUGUUGGGUCUGUUGGACUUUGUGGUGGUAGUAGUGGCAGUUAUGAUAGUAUUUUUACUAGUUCAAAAGGGAAAGGGUUAGCUGUUAGUUGUUUGACUACUGAUGUUGGGUUUGUUGGACUUUGUGGUGGUAGUAGUGAUAGUUAUGGUAGUAGUUUCACUAGUUCAAAGGGGAAAGGGCCAGGUGUUAGUGGAAGCAGUGAUGGUUUGUGUACUGAUGUUGGAAGUUGCAGCAUUUCGAAAGGGAAAGGUUUAGGUGUUAUUCGUUCGGAAUGGAGGUUGGAUGUUGAGAAAGAGAGAGACUUACUACCCACAUUUUGUCAGCAUCAGGAUCGUGCAUUAUCGUCUGACGGUUGGCGUCAUUAUAUCAAAGAAGUUAACCAGAAGUUUGAGGGCGGUGCAGUUGAGUUUCGUGAUAAAUUGGCAAAGUUUGCAAUAUUUUAUGGUUUUGAGUAUAGUUUUGCAAAGAAUGAAAAGGAUAGGGUGACUGUAUUUUGUAAGGAUGCAGAUUGUAAGUGGAGAGUGCAUGCGAGGUUGGACAAGGUCAGCAGUUAUUUUUAUAUACGUAGUUUUGAUGAUAUCCACUCGUGUGGUGCUUCUGUCCUUACCACAAAGCAUUCGCGGGCUUCGUCCAGUAUGAUUGGAAGAUUAAUGAGUGCUGAUAUUCGAACCACACCGCAGAAACGUCCGGUCGAUGUAGUUAGUUCACUGAAGGGUUUGUAUAGGGUGGAUGUUCCAUAUAAACGAGCUUGGAAGGGUGUUGAGAAGGGGAGGAAUUCUGAUCCUGAAAGCGUGUUUGAAAUAGAGGUAGACACUAAGACGAAUCGAUUUCAAAGGUUGUUUGUUGCGUUCAGUGCAUGUAUUUCUGGUUUUAAACAUUUGAGGCCCCUUUUGUUUGUCGAUGGUACAUUUUUGAAGGGAAACUUCAAGGGAUCAUUGCUUUCUGCGAGUGCGAAGGAUGGUGAUAAAGGACUGUUUCCAUUGUGUAUUGGUGUGGCUGAUUCGGAGAGCAAUGAGAAUUGGUUGUGGUUUAUGAAGAAGUUGCGUGGUAUUUUGGAUGGAGAUACGAGAAGCAUUGUCUUUGUUUCUGACAGGAAUGCUGGAAUAAAAGCUGCAGUUCCCAGGGUUUUCCCUUCAGGAUUUCAUGGGUAUUGUCUUUACCAUUUGAAGAACAACCUUCGUGGUCGAUUGACAGGUAGAAGGAACAAGUAUAAAGAGCGCGUGAUUGGUCUGUUCAGUUUAUGUGCUUAUGCACCAAAUGAGAUGAAGUUUAAUGAAGAAAUGGCUAGGUUAAAGAAAGCAGGUGGGGAAGCAAGGAUUACGAAUUUCCUAGCUGAUUUGCCUUACGAACAUUGGGCUAAUGCUUUUUCCCCGGGACAGCGCUAUGGAGAGAUGUGGUCUAAUUUGGCUGAAUACUUCAAUUCUUGGAUAGAGAAGGAGAGGCACUUACCGAUCACACAACUGGUUGAUCGAGUACGGAUCAAGCUUAUGGAACAGAUGUGUUUUAGGAAACAAACUGCAGCGAAGUGGCGUCAGGUUCUUUGUCCCACAAUGGAUGAAGCUUUGGCAAUUGCUUUUCAGGAGUCCAAGGCCUGGGAAGUAAAAUUUUCUUCACCAGAUGUGCUCGAAGUUUUAUGCAAUCCAUCUGUCAAGGUGGAUAUAGGGAGGCAUAGUUGCACUUGUACGCAAUGGCAAUUGAAUGGUGUACCUUGUGUGCAUGCAGUUUGUGCAAUUAAAAAGAGCGGGAAGUCACUGAAUGCAUGUGUUGAACGUUACUUCCACGCGGAAUGUUAUCGGGAGGCAUAUUCUAGACCUAUUAUGCCUGUUCCUACGCUGUGGAAACCUGAAGUUGCCGGUGAUGCUGUGAUAUUACCUCCUAUUUCUAGAAAGCCACCAGGGAGAAAUAAGAAGAAGAGGAUACGAUCUUUUGGGGAGAAGGUCAGACCCAUUAAAUGUGCUAGGUGUGGAAAGAGAGGAUCUCAUAACAGGAGGAGUUGUAAGGAGGCUAUCAAUUAAAUACUGCCAGGAUUUCAUAACAGGCUUUGAUUUGAGUGGAUAUUAAGAAAUAAGUUUUCAUCUGGAUUUAGUGGAAUUGUAUUGAGUUGAAUUGAUAUUGAGUUGAAUUGAUUGAGGAUUUAUUGAUUUGGUUAUUUUUGGUGUUAA